Bactrocera tryoni is the source of this 369-nucleotide messenger RNA. RefSeq names its product pupal cuticle protein Edg-78E-like. Gene Ontology annotation, molecular function: structural constituent of chitin-based larval cuticle. Gene Ontology annotation, cellular component: chitin-based extracellular matrix. The record is from RefSeq and is a predicted model, not a curated record. NCBI's taxonomy places the organism in Eukaryota, Metazoa, Arthropoda, Insecta, Diptera, Tephritidae. The transcript has 2 exons. Bases 1 to 369 code for a protein of 122 amino acids.
AUGCUUAGACAUCUCAUCUGUGUUGCGCUGUGCUUGUUGACCUUCGUCUGUGCCGACAACAUUGACAAAAAUGCCGAAAUACGCAGCUUUCAAAGUGACGCUUCCGAUGCCGAGGGCAACUACCAGUUCUCCUAUGAGACCAGCAAUGGCAUUCAACGUCAGGAGGCCGGCAGUUUGGCCGGUGUGCGCGGCUCACUGAAUUACGUAUCGCCCGAAGGUGAGCGCAUCUCCUUGAGCUACACCGCCGACGAGGAAGGUUUUCAUCCGACCGGUGAUCACCUGCCGACGCCACCGCCGGUGCCAGCGUAUGUCUUGCGUGCCCUCGAAUAUAUACGCGCACAUCCACCACAACUGAAGGAGGAGCAAUAA